CCAUGGCGGCCGCAUUGCAAUGGGCGUGGUCACAUGACGCGCGGCCGCUCCUUACCGGGGCACCGGGGGGGCGGGGGGAUACGAACUAGGAGAGGGGGGAGGAAUUUUCUUCCGGGGUGCGGCCCGCUCGGGGGGUUUCGCUUCCGGGACGGUGUUCCGGCCCGUUCCCACCCCCGGGAGCUGGGUUGUACACCUACAACUGGGGCAGCCAUGGAGAAAAGUGGAAACAUUCAGCUGGAGAUCCCUGACUUCAGCAACUCUGUCCUGAGCCACCUAAACCAGUUGCGCAUGCAGGGCCGCCUGUGUGACAUAGUGGUCAAUGUGCAAGGACAGGCUUUCCGUGCUCACAAAGUGGUUCUGGCUGCUAGCUCGCCCUACUUCCGUGACCAUAUGUCAUUGAACGAGAUGAGCACAGUCUCCAUUUCAGUCAUCAAGAACCCCACUGUUUUUGAGCAACUCCUUUCCUUUUGUUAUACCGGGCGGAUAUGCCUGCAGUUGGCUGACAUCAUCAGUUACCUAACGGCAGCCAGCUUCCUGCAGAUGCAGCACAUUAUAGACAAAUGCACGCAGAUCCUCGAGGGAAUUCACUUCAAAAUUAAUGUGGCAGAGGUUGAAGCUGAACCGAGCCAGACUAGGACAAAGCAUCAGGAGAGACCCCCAGAGUCUCACCGGGUUACCCCAAAUCUAAACCGCUCUCUGAGCCCACGCCACAACACUCCAAAAGGGAGUCGUCUAGGCCAGGUCAGCACUGUGCUGGACAUUCGGGAGCUGAGCCCCCCUGAGGAGUCUACCAGCCCUCAGAUAAUUGAGCAGAGUUCAGACGUGGAGAGCAGGGAGCCCAUACUGCGGAUUAACAGAGCAGGACAGUGGUACGUUGAGACAGGAGUGGCUGACCGUGGGGGACGGAACGACGAUGAUGUUAGGGUGCUUGGAGGAGUGCGCAUUAAAACAGAGAACCUGGAGGAGUGGCUGGGAACGGAGAAUCAGCCAUCGGGAGAAGAUGGGAGCAGCGCUGAGGAGGUCACGACCAUGGUAAUUGACACAACAGGCCACGGAUCGAUGGGCCAGGAGACUUACACAUUAGGGUCAUCAGGAGCCAAAGUGGUUAGGCCAACCAGCAGUGAGAUUGACAGAUUUAGUCCUUCUGGCAGCAUGGUUACUGUAACUGAGCGGUACAGAUCGAAAAGUGAGUCUCCCGGGCGGAUGGAUGAGCCUAAGCAGCCCAAUUCCCAGGUGGAGGAGUCCGCCAUGAUUGGAGUGAGCGGUUAUGUUGAGUAUCUCCGUGAACAGGAAGUGUCUGAGCGGUGGUUCCGGUACAACCCACGGCUCACCUGCAUCUACUGUGCCAAAUCCUUCAACCAGAAAGGCAGUCUGGACCGGCACAUGCGUCUUCACAUGGGCAUCACGCCCUUCGUUUGCCGCAUGUGCGGUAAAAAGUACACCCGCAAGGAUCAGCUGGAAUACCACAUCCGCAAGCACACAGGCAACAAGCCCUUUCAUUGCCACGUGUGUGGCAAGAGCUUCCCCUUCCAGGCCAUCCUCAACCAACACUUUCGCAAAAACCACCCUGGCUGUGUGCCUCUGGAGGGGCCGCAUAGCAUUUCUCCCGAGACCACCGUCACCUCCAGGGGGCAGGCCGAGGAAGAGUCUCCCCCGCAGGAGGAAGCUGUUGUAGCAGGGGAGACGGCACAGGGAUCUGUGUCCACCACCGGGCCAGAUUGAAACGGGUUGUGGGGGAGGACCCUCUUCCCGUUUGGCUGUAAGCAGUCAGCACCGAGACGGCGGGCUGGUACUGUAAUCAGUGCAAUGCCACCACCGGACGGGAUGUUGCCAAAACAGAAGAUUAACAAAAACAAAGUGCUAAAAGCUUUUCCCCUUUUCCUCAUCUCCUUGGGAAAAAACAAAACUGGGUCAAUCGACUUCUGAUUCAGGGAUCGACGGGAUUUUUUAAUGUUUUUAAUAUAUUCAGUAGCGAUCCAGGAGAAGCAGUCGUUUUAUUUCUUGACAGCAUUUUGGCUCAGCACCUCGGUCUCUGUGGUGGUGGUUGGCUGUAAUGGCCCCAGUUCAGUGAGUGCAGUGCACAGGUGUCUGUCUUCGCAACAGCUGCUGGUCCAUCACAUGGGGUAGCAGGGGCAAGGAACACUUACCCUCCCCUUUUCCCAGGUAGUUGUCAUGUUAAAGAAAUAUCACUCUCCUGGUGGAUCUUGCCCUACCUGAGUGUAUUUAUCCUGUCUUAUUUUGGUGUGUUUCUUUUAAAAUUUUAAUUAAACCAUUAUUUUAGGGCUUUCUGCUUGCCCUUUCCAGGCAUAUGGCAUUCUGCCCACUUGUUAAAAGCGGGCAGCAACCUUUGAGCAGUAUUCUAGAGGUCAGCAAAAUCUGAAGCGCUUAGGCUACUGAAAGUGAAAUUAGCAGCUGUGAGGUUUGCAUUAGACUCGUCUACAUUUUUUGGGGAGGGGAUUUGGGACAGGGUGCGCUUAUUGGUGCUAGUAUUAAUAGCACAGAGCAUUCCAACUUCCUGACCAGUUUCUGCACACUGCAGUGCUUCACAUGUUGCCAAGAGUUAGGAAGAGGUUUCUUGUCUGGAUGAAUUGACAAGUGAGAGGCUGGCUACCUAAGUCAUCUUUGGCUUUCCCUGCACUUGGUUUUACAUAACAGCAAUACUGUAUAUUGAAACAGUCCAAUCCCAGUGAAAUUAUCAUGGGUUGUUGCUUUUAACUAUGUCUCCGUGUACUAGUUUGAUAAGUUUAUAUAAAUCAAAUGCAAAAAAACCUGACAUUAACUCCUCAUAAUGGUUCAGGAAAUUCAAAGUUGCUGCUCCUACAGUAAUCGUAACUCUGUCCCUUGCACAUAUUAUAUUCCAGUUAGCUCUGAAGUGAAGGGUAAGUGUACCAAACCCAGAGCGAUAUGCCUUCAUCACGUCUCAGACAUGUUUGCACAUGCAAAUGUGUUUAUAAAUUAAAAAAUAGUACAGGUACAUCGGUGCAAGUUCAAAAGAGCAAAUGUCUUGAUGCCCUUUUAAAAAGUCUUUAAAAAUAUGCAAUAGUUGAAGAGUUGGCUUUGACUUUGAUGCUGGGUUGUAUGUAAGUGCAAAUAGGAAUGAACUGCUGGUCCUACUGCUGUUGGAGCUUGGAAUUAGGAGAGGCUGCGUGUCUGAAGGAAGCCUGUGGUCCGAGGGAACAUAGUGUGUGAUGAGGGAGGAUGAACAUCAGGCUAGUGGGAGGAGCAAGGAGGCGUUUGAAAAACAGUGUAAACAUUAGCACAGAAUUGGCGGACAGGAGACCUCAGUUUUAUUCCUUUCCCUCCUAGUGACUUGCGGUACUUCUCCAUAGCAAAAAAAGACCUGUGGCAGUGAGUCUCAGAGCCUGGUCAGUUGACUCAGGCUAGCAGGGCUCAUGCUGCAGAGCUAAAAAAUAGCAAUGUAGACAUUUGGGCUCAGGCUGGAGCCUGGGCUCUGAAACCUGGCAGAGAGGGAGGGUCUUGGAGCCCAGGCUCCAGCCCGAACCCAAACAUCUACACUGCUGUUUUUACCCCCACAACGCAAGUCCGAGUCAGGUGACCCAGGCUCUGAGACUUGUUGCCACAGAAUUUUGUGUUUUGCUGUGUAGAUGUAGCUUACAGUGUAACCUUGGGCAAACCAAACCUUCCUGUGCCAGUUUCCCUAUCUGUAAAAUGGGGGUAAUACUACUUCCCUACCUCACAGCAUGCUUGGAUGGAAGAAUCUCUAGAAGGGCAAAGUAUUAUUAUCCACUCUCCUGUGUAACGUAAGGGUCACACUGCCUCCUCCACCUCUUUCUCAGCUAGCGAAGGCCAUGAUAGUGUGGUUCUGUGCGUGCAAUGUAGAGUAUGGGAAUUGGAAUAGACAGUUUGAAUCUGGUGGUGCCAUGAUAGAAUGCAAUGAGGAUGCUCUCUCAGAGGGAAGCUUUGGGGAUGUUCUGAGGUAGGAUAGUUGCAAAGUACAGUUCUGUUGAUUACAGUAGAACCUCAGAGUUAUGAACUCCAGAGUUACAAACUGAUCAGUCAACCACACACCACAUUGGGAACCGGAAGUAUGCAAUCAAGCAGCAGCAAAGACAAAAGAAAAAGCAAAUACAAUACUGUGUUAAAUGUAAACUACUAAAAUAAUAAAGGGAAAGCAGCAUUUUUUUUCUGCCUAGUAACGUUUCAAAGCUGUAUUACGUCAAUGUUCAGUUGUAAACUUUUGAAAGAAACACCAUAAUGUUUUAUUCAGAGUUACGAACGUUUCAGAGUUACGAAGAGCCUCCAUUCCCGAGGUGUUCAUAACUCUGAGGUUCUACUGUAUUUAAAACGUAGACAUUGAUGCCGUACCACCUGUCAAGUGGCAGAAUAAGACAGUGAAAGCUGUUCUAAUGAGUCACCCCCAGGACCAUCAAAAGUCAGCAAUCUAGUGAAGGUCAAACAAAAUAGGACCGGAAAUUUUAAGAGUGUUUGAAAGCGGCCACAGAAGAAAGGAGAGAGGUGGUUGUUAGUGUGGAUUUCUCCAGAAUCAAGGCCAGAGGGGAAAUGGGAUGCACAGAAUAUGCUGCGUUAGUCAUAGCUGUUGAACUUACCAAAAAAAACCCCAAACUAUCCUGUUCGCACUAGAGAGCAUCAGAAAAUACUUUUAGUUACCUACAAAAUUUUAAGGGUUUAAAAUUUAACUUUUAAAAUACUACCAACUGUAAAACAUAAAAUUAUUUAUAUAUAUGGUAGGAAAGUUUCCCUACUGAGCUUGCUGGGAAGAGAAGGGUGAAGGUGCAGUAACUGCUAGACAAGCAAAAUUUCUCCGAAGCCGAUGGCAACAAAUUCAUUAAGUGAUGAAGGGCUGAAAUGAAAUAGUGAAUGCCUUGUCCAUAUGACAUAGCUGUGAGUUUCUUGAACAGGUUUUUACUGUAUUGAUACUGUGAACAGAGGAGAUCCUAGUAAUCUUGGAUAAUAUCAGCACCUCCUUGCUCGCUGAUUCACUCCUCUUAAUUGGCCUGGCAAGAGCCGUGAAAUUGUUUUUUACUAUUAGCCUAGGCUAGUCUAAAAAAUAAACAAUAAUAAAGCUUGUGAAAGAAUUUUUUGUGUUGUGCAGCACUUGCCGUUGUACAAACAACCAUUUCUGAUUGCAUGUGAAAGAGCCAAUAUUCUUGCCUAGGCCUCGUUGAGGUAAAGUUUAUAGCUUGUAGCUAGGGUAAGUGUAAAGUAUGGGAGUGGGGAUCAUUAAUACUCUUUUUGUACAUUUACUGAAUGUGUAUGUGUGUAUAUUUGUGUGUGUGGAGAUCCUGGUGUCUCUAGUGCUUUCUGUAACAAUGCUGAAAGCUAUCUACGCUAGCAAUUUGAGAACCAGGUCAGAUGGGGCUGUUCCUGAAAUUAUCAUCACUAAUGGUUCAGUUUUCUAGUGAAAAUGAGGCCAAGAUGGGAGAAUAGAAAUGACUGGUGUCUUGCCUAAGAUAGAAAAAAUACUACUCAUUUUUCAGCAAGGGUGCAGCUGCUUUGAGCAGCUUUUCAUGACAUAGUGAUAAAAACCUUAGGCCGGUGUACAUUGGCCAUUAUACCUUUGUUGCAGCUCCACUGAUGUUGGGGGGGCGGGGGAAGGGACAUAUUUUUCUAGUAUAGACAUAUCCUGGAUUGGCUGGGGAUCUGGCUUUGCAUUUCAGUGUGUAACUGCAACUUUUCACCUUUGCUAAACUGUGAUUUCAACCGUGAUUUAAAGGGGCAUGUGUAGAGAAGAGCUCUGUCAUAUAUUAAUACUUCUGUAAUUAACAUGUCUGUUAGAGCUUCAGAACCAGGGCUUAAAAUCCCACUUGACUAUGUGCCCCUGCCAAGAGAGGAACAUGGAUCAUCAAUUUCUGGAGAAUAUUGUUUUUCUGUAGUUGGGGGGUGGGGGGGGAGAGAGUUUCUAGUUCUUGACGGUUGCAAAGAUAACCUUCCAAAUGUGAACUGAUGCAGGCGUUUCCCUGAGUCUACAGAAAGCUCUGGUCCCCUCACUGCUGGCCAUAGCUUUGCCAAGUAGGAGCAGCGUGAAAUUAAUGCCACUCUGGGCAGUUUCGCUGCUGCCGCUGGGUUUUCUGUGACUAGCUGUGGAAAAACCAAGAAUCGUGUCAAUAUUGUGCUGCUGCUUUUUAGGAAAGCUAAACUCCUCCUUUUGGUCCUCCUUGCCAGAAGGCUGGGGAAGGGCAAACUCUUCCCCACGCUCUUGCAGCAGCCAUGAGGCUCUGGGGCUGCUGGAAGGGAAAAGAGAGCGGCUUCUCUUUCCCCACAGACUGCUAGAGAAGGGUGGAUGGCUGUACAACAUUUAUUUGUAUCUCUAGCCAGAGGCUGAUACAAAACAUAGAGCCUCCUACCAGGAUCCAGGGAUAGCAACCUGAUAAGAAUCCAAGCAGUUGAGCUAGGGGGGAAGCCACUACUUAUCUUUUGUAUGAGUCUCUGGGCCUCUCAUCAAGUUAUUGCACCCACUGAUCAUUUUCCAUACCCUGGUCAGUAUGUCUAGUCAGGUUGUUAGUAAAUUUUUCAAGCCACCUUUUGUAGAAUUCAGUUUUCAAAGGCCUGGAUGAUGAACUAGAAAUGGAAUAUGGAUAAUUUCACUUCUAGAUCACUGGUUUAAAUCCCAGGGAGACAGGUAGUGACUAAACUUUGUUACCAUCUGACAGUUAUUCAGUGCAGGAAAUACGUUUGGAACUAAUUGGCAGUCUUUCUGAAAGUCUUAGCGAAGAGAUGAUCGUGGAUUUAAUGAGCAUAGAGCCAGGACAUGUGUAACCCCACACAUGGUCCUUCCAGACCAGGGUUGAAACAAAUUGACUGGGAAAAGCUCUCUUUUCUACUGCUUGUUCUGUAUCUAUCCUGUGACACCCAAGUGACCUCACUUUCCAGUGCUGUCAGUGCCCCAACUUUCACCAGUAAUAAAUUUACUUAAAAAUGUGGCCUCAAUCCUGCAAAUGAACUAAGAGAGCAGACCCUUGCACUUGUGUGAAACCCCUUUGACUUUAAUGGGGAUCUGUCCAUGCAGAUCCAUUUGGAGGAUUUGGGCCUUAACUUUUAUGUGCUACUGCAGAAGCAGAUGAAAAAUUAUCUGGAAGAUGCAGUUUACAGUGCAAAUUAGCCCAUAAAAUGGAUACUUUGAGUCAUGCAUUUUAAUUAACAGCAAAAAUUAGCACCCAGAAAACCUAUUAGUUAAACUUUAUAAAAAUCUGCUGUUUUGCACACAGUGGUGCCUGACUAAUUUAGAGGUGCGAUUAGCGCAUGCAGACGAUUUCCAUUCUCAGGCUGCUUUGCUUUGCUUUUGGAGAAAUGUUUGGGGGAUAGGAGAAGCCAAAGGAAUGCUGCUUUGUGGAACCUCAAAUUGUUUGAGCUUUUAGUUUGGGGUUUUGUGUAAUUCAGGUUUGUCAGAGAAAAAUAUUUCCCUUAAUUCUCUCUUUCAUGAGAGGAUGUUCUGUAGUGGCUAAAGCUUGGGGUCUGAAGUCAGAAAAUCUGGGCUCUUUGAACAGCUGCGCUACUGAUGGGCUAUGUGUCAUUGGGCAAGUCUCUAUACCUGAGUUUCCCUUCAUUGAAAUGGAGAUAAUGAUACUCAUUGGGGUGGAAUACAUGUUGUGAGGCAUAACUCAUUGAUGGUUGUAAAGCGCUUUAAGAUCCUCAAGGAAAGGCUCUAGAACUAGCAAAAAAUGUUUAUUAUUUAAGCCAUCGUGAUUCAAGGGAAAUUUUUAUAUAAAACUAUAUUUAUUUGUGACCAAAUGGAAGCUAGUACUAUGCAAACACUACAGGCUGUUGUUUGACCGCAAUCCGUGUCAGGCCUUUUAGGGCUGUUCGGGGAAUAGAAUAGGUUGGUUUUUAAAAAGGCAGCAGUCCAGAGCUCAUGUUGUGUCACAGCCAGGGGAACUGGAACCUCAAAUUGUUGUAAAUCUAGGGGGGGCGGGAAACAACCCAUUUCAAGUGGGUGAUAGAUUUUGGCCAAAAGAGUCCUCCCAUCUCUAGUUACUUGGGCGCAUUGUUGCACGUGAAUGACCAACGAAGUGCAUACUAAAAAGGCUGUCUUUGAAAAUGUAGCUUUUUUACAAGCAUAAUGGGAGAUACAGAGCCUGGAGUUUGGGAAGGUGGAUCUGAAGUAUUACGGAUGCUAGCUAGAAAAGGACGGAAGGUCUAGAGCAAAGGUUUCCAAACUGUGGGGCAUGUCCCCCGGGGAGGGGCACCAUAAGGUUAAUGGGGGUGCGAAGACAUGAUGGGGCCAUGCUCAAAGGCUAGGGUCAAGGGGGGGGCUGUUCAGCAGGGGAAGCAUUUGGGGCUCUAUGCAGCCAAGACCAGGCUCCCUGCUCAUCUUGCUCCUCCAUUGCAGCAGCCAGCAGUUAUCCUCCUCUGCUGGGAGGCCAGCAGGGAUUCUGUGAGCAGGGAGCAAAAGGCUGCACCCUGGCAAUAAUGAUACCCUGCUCUGCCCCAGCACCAAUGGGAGCCAGGCAGCUAACCCAGUUCCCCUGUGUCCCCCCACCCCUUCCCUGAUCCUCCCCCUCUCCACAAUUAUGGAGGGGUGAGCAUGGGACACAAAUCUACAAAGGGGGCCUCAGCAAAAAUGUUUGGCAACCUCUGAUCUAGAAAACUAGGCAGUGAAAUUUGCAUGGUUGAGUGGGAGUCUGACUGGGCAUGUACGUCUUCCAUACCAAGGGUUCAGUUAGCUUCACAAGAAUCUUCUUAUCCCUGAAUAUUACUGAGGGAGAAUGGCUGGGACCUAUUGUUUUAGUGUCAUUGUGCUGAAUCUGGUCCCAUUGAUGUCACUGGAAAUCUUGCCAUUGACUUUGAUGGGACCAGAAUUUGCCCCAUUGACAGCAAAGGGUCUGAUGUGGUUUGUACCACUUCUCCAUGGCAGGUAAGAUCUCUGCUUCUGGCAUGAAUCUUCAGUCUUAACUCCUGAUGUAAACUCAAAAUAUUCCUAGCCAGAAUCUUCAUUGCUUUAUUUUACUUCCUAUUCCUGGGGAGUCUAAGGUUUCAGGUUUCUUGCUGUGUUCUCCACCUCCAAACUGUGAAGAAGUUACUACUGUUUCCUUUAAUUUAUUUUGUUCUUGUUCAUAAAAGUCAGUCAGUCUGUGAUUCAGCUGUAUCAUCAAUGUCACCAUCCAGCACUUUGGUAUCUUUUAUGCCCCAGGAAUGGAUAAUAUAUGUUAUGGUGGGGGAGAAAAGAAGCCUUGGGUGAAGAAAGCAGAAUUUUUCUUACUACAGCUAUCAUUAGGGAUGUAUAAACCUUUCAAUAUUAAGAUGGGCUGCAAUAUUCUAAUCAAAUUUUAAUUUUAAUCUGGUCACGAACUACAGAUUGCUAGAUGAUGCAUCUUGGCAGCAGAAGGGCACUUGUAGAGGAUGAUUCUGAGCAGUUCUUAGAUGUCUUAUUUACAUCCAUAUUUCUGACUUGAGACCCAGCGUUGGUGAAUCUCUUAGGAAUUUCAGCCUUGAAACCUUUGAGACUGGGUGGGGAAGGGAAUGGAUUAAAAAAAGAAAUUUCUAAAUUGUUUUUUUCUCUUCCAAAGUAGUUUAUAUUUUUUGGAGAAACAAGCUUUCUCCUUUUGAAUCUCUUACUGGUUUCUCUGGUAUCUUCCCUAGUGUCAGAGUUUUUCAAAGUGUGGCUUGUACGGUUAGUGUCUAAUUAGAUGGGACAGAUUACCCCAUUACAAUCCACACCCCUGGCAGCUACCAGUCCCUAAAGAGGGUUUCACAGCCGCUUCAGAAGAGGCACGUGUCUUAGUGUGGUGGCUAACCAGAAAGCUCUCACGAUGAGAUCAGAGAGGUGGCAUCGGGACUGAUGGCUCUCGGUAUUAUGGCUUCGCCUAUUUGGUAGGUCUUCUGUGCAUUGGAAUGAGCUGCUUUUCUUUUGCUUCUGACAGCAGCACCCUUUAGGUCUACUGGCUAUUGACAAAUCGCUGUUCGGCGUGGUGGGAAAGGGAGAGCUGACAAGCAAUGACAUUAGCAAAGCAAAUUGCAUCUGUCCAUACAUUUUGACUCUCUUGUAGCCACAGUAGAACAUUAGUUACUGCCGCUGUGAUUGGCCAGUAAUGAAAUGGCUGUUAGAUUGCAGAGAAGUGGUUAUUAACCUACCUUGAGUAUAAAACAGCAGUCGCAUACAUGUGCAUUCUCAGCCUGUAACACUCCUUAAGAGAUCACCUAUGCCACCAGUAUAGCUGAGUCAGGGCUUUAGCCUGGUAUGGAACAGAGGUAAAGCAUUGUCUGCACUAUAAUGUGACUAUUCUCCUGACUAUUUCAUCUGUAAUGCAGAUGGGUCCUACAAGAAGUAUUGCAGCAUUUGUGUCCAGUUCCCUGCUAAAACUAAGGGUUGGUUUACACGAUGCGGCCAUGCACAGUAGAGGAGAGUGAAUUCUAAAAUGCCCCACCAUGGAAGGGAAUAAUUAUUUAUAAUUACAAGCAGUACUAUGUUAAGGUGGACUAGGGUACUUUGAGUGCAUGCCAGCAGGGCCCAUGCAGGCCAGUUAGCAUAGAACACCUUUGGUGUGCUUUAGAAUUCACACCCCUCUAGUGCACAUUGCGGCAGUGUGUACACAAAGCCCUAGCUGGUGAAUCAGAGGGUUACUUGUUAAGAAUACAUUGAUCCAAGAAACUGCAUGGUGCUGGCAUGGCUUCUGUUAGCGCUAAGGUUUUGUUGCAUUCAGAUAAUUUGGGAGCAUAUUCUGAAACGUAUACUCUUUUUGCAAUAGUAGGUCAUUCAUCACUGUAAUUUAGACGUGUUUUUACUUGGUAGGACUGGGAAUUCAGGCUUCCAGCUGAUAGUUAUUAUGUCACUCACUGGAGAGAGAGCCCUCUGAUCUCACUAUACUUGUACGACUUCAGCAGAAGUGGGGGGCGGGGGAAUGAAUACAGAAUGGUGUUUGGUCUAUGUGAGCAGGUAUCUUUCCCAGUCUGCUCACAAACACAGUCCACACACGGUAUAGAGUCCAAACUCACUCCCCUCACAGGGUUCUGUUUUAUUACCACAGAAAUUAACUAUAACAUACAUAGCUUCUCUCCAGGCUUGGCUGCUCAUAGUGUUCCUCCCACUGCAUUACUCAGCCCACACCCUAGAUUGCCUCCUUCUAGAAAGCUUCUCUCUCUUCCCUUGUAUCCAGUGGGGUAAUGAGCCACCUAUUUCUAUGAGUUAGCAGAACUCACUGUCUAUUCCCCAAUAUAAUCAAUGCCUCUUAGCAAGAUGGGCUGUUUCAGGCAAUCUCUGCCAGCUAGUCCAGUCCAGUCCAGUUUGCAUUUACUGAUUCCAGAGACUCCUAUAGACAGUGAAGAGUAUGGGAAGGCUCUUCUGUUCAUAUCUGGCAAAUACAAAAAGAUUUAAGUUAACCAGUUUCUGACUGUGACUGCUGGGUACUGUUCUGCAAUUACUAGUUGUUCCAUUGUGCUAGACACUGUACAAACACAUAGGAAGACAUAGUCCCUGCCCAAGGAGCUUUGUCAUACGUCAGUUUUGUGAGGGAAAAAAUUCCUUUAGGCCAAGGCUUCCCAUGGUAAACCUCAGCUUGCAGUCAGCCUGCAUCCCUUCUGAGGUUAUAAUGGACAUACUAGUGCAGUGGUUCUCAGCCUUUUUUCACUUGCAGACCCCUAAAAAAUUUCAAAUGGAGGUGCGGAUGCCUUUGGAAAUCUAUUGUCUGAAUGUAUGUUGAAUUCUGUUCAGCCAGAUUUCAGGCCAAGUCUUUUGCAGAGCCCUUCGACAUAGUCCACGGACCACAGGUUGAGAACCACUGCACUAGUGAACUCCUAAGUGCAGUUGUCUUUAGCAGGAGCCACUGUAAUAAACCAGUUAAAGGGAAGGAAUAUAGGAUCCUGGGAGGACACACACCUAAGAACAAAUAUCCCAGUGGGGCAGAAAAGAAUCAUUGAACAAAUGGACAAAUAGGGUGUACAUGGUACUUCUAUUUGUAUUGGUGCUAAAAUAGUUUUAAAUCAUGUCCUUUUUGUUAACAAGAAAAUAGCCCUUUUUUUUUCUCUUGGAAAUGGGCAGAAUAAAUUUAAAAUUACACUAAUCUAAAUCAGCUAUAAACCCCCACCCUGAUUGCACAGUGACUUAGUAAAGAUACUCCAGGCAAAGGUUUUGGUGGGUGGUCUGGAGAUUAAAUUUUUGUAAAUGAAUGUUUAUGGCACUGCGUCCAAGUCAGCUGUGACCAUCUUGAUUGCAUAAAAGCAUUUACUGUGAAUGUGCCACGUUGAUUUACAGCUUUAAUGCUUGUCCUGGAAAUUUGGCUGCAAAAACCAGACUUUUUUCCAGUACAAUGACUUUUUGCACUUUCUGUUUAUAGUUAAUAUCAUUUAGUACCCUUCUCUAAGUGGGUCUCUACGGCAGGCUGAUAUCAGUGUUACAAGUAAGGGGCAUGUUCUAAAAUGUGGGGAGAGAGGUUAAGGGACUGCAGCCGUGUGUGAGGAGAGUCAGCAUAUACCAGAGAUGGAGUGGGGACAUCAAAUAGUGAAGCUUGCUGAUUAUGGCCUAACAUUUAACAUGGCAAUUAGCUUUUCCUCUAAAGUUUUCAUUGUGACUGGCCACCUGUUGCAUGAGUACUUUGGCUGUAGUGUGUCUCUCCAGUGUAGAUGGCUGACUACAGAUUCUGCUACCUUUGAUGUCAGGAGCAAACAUGUAUUGGUUGGUUGGUUCCGCAGCCCAGCCUGUUGGAUGAAUUGUCUGGCCACCAGCAUGGAUUUCUUGGAGCCUGGUGAAGCCCCCUGUGUUGGUUUCUCUGCCACAGAGUCCCAGACUGAUCAGAAAAUUGCUAUUUUUCAAAGAGAACCAGACCCAGCCCAGUUAUUUGAAAGCUUCAGAGUAGACAAGCACUUCUCACCAUGGGCAGAUACUAAACUCUGUCUUCUAAUUAUUAAAUCUCUUUGAAACUCUUUUUACAUGAGGGUUUCCAUUGCUACAGUGUGGUCAAGAGGGUUAAUGGCUCCAGUGCAGUGGUUGAAAUUAAAGCCACUGUACGUGUUCAGUUUAAUCAGGAGGCGAGUGCCUAAAAACUGAGCAGAGAUGCUGUGAGAAUGGAAUUACUAGCGGGACCAGAGCAGUGUCAUCACAGAACUGAACCCCAGAAAAAGACAUUUUCCUUUGUCUUUUACAGUGAUCAUUGCAAAUGAUGACCAAAAUCCACUUUUAGCAAGACAGUAGUCAUUCAGGGUCGGCCCCAAAUGCCAGUCACUAUAUUGUAUAUAGUCAACUGGUUCAGUUUCCACAUGGUGAAAUGGGCUGCUCUGUACACUACCAUUUAGACUUCUGUGAAGGAGAAGAUGACUGGAGAGUUCCAUUUACAAAUCCUUAAUGGGCCCGGUGUCUCAUUGUUCCAGGGCUUCCAUUUCAAGUGUCUAAAUCAAUUUUUAAGUCUAAACGUUUCUAAAAAACCCUUAUGGUAUGCCAAUAAAAUACGCUUUUGCACACACAAGUAACUGCACAGUUACCCAUUUUAUGUUCCCCUGUAUGUUUGCCUGAGCCUUUACCUAUUUGCACGUCCACACACAUUUUGUUGGUGUAACUUUAGAGCCUUUUGUGUGUGUGAAAAUAUAGCCCUAUGUAUGCACUUUCAGUGCAGGGCCUAUUGGUCUCUCUGUAGAGAGGGCUAAAGCCCUGUUGUAGCUCAGCAAUUUGUAUGUUUCUGCCACUCAGGAGAGACUAACAAUAAUUUCUCCCUAGGUCCUCUUUGGUAUCAGAUGCCUAUGGAUAUUUGUGGUGAUAUUCACAGUGAAUCAGAUAGGUAGGAAAUGAUACAAUAGCAUUUCAGGGGACAACGCACUACAAGCACUUAUGGCAGCCACUACAGUAACCAAGAAUCUAGGUACUGUCCUUGAAUCAGCGUAUCACAGUUCAUGUAUGUCCCCUUUCAAGGCAGCUGAAGCAGUAAUAAAUAUUGAACUCACCCACCCCCAGACCAGGAAAGUCAUUAAGGCGGAGCUUCUGGCAUUGGUGACUCUCGUAAAAAGCUCAGUGCACAGCUGGCCAGCCGUUCACUAAGGCUGAUUGUCCCAGCCUAAAUUGUGGAUAUGGCACAGUGAAGUCCUGUCUGAGAGCCCACCUCUCUUUUCAUGCCAUAGGGCCACAGCUGAGAGUGCAGUGAGCCAAACUCCCUUCCUCUAGAUCAGGGGUUCUCAAACUGGGGGUAGGGACCUCCUCAAGGGGUCGUGAGGUUAUUACAUGCGGGGUCACGAGCUGUCAGCCUCCACCCAAAACCCCGUUUUGCCUCCAGCAUUUAUAAUGGUGUUAAAUAUAUUAAAAAGUGUUUUUAAUUUAUAAGGGGGGUUUGUACUCAGAGGCUUGCCAUGUGAGAGGGGUCAUUAGUACAAAAGUUUGAGAACCCCUAUGCUAGAUGGGCAGGGACUUGCUAGCAUGGUGUUCUCUGGGAGGAGGUCAAAUUUGAAAUUCAUGCUCCUCCCAGCCUGCCAGAGUCCAGUUGUGGGGGAGUUCAGGCUGGAGCUGUUUUGUGGUUUGUUGUGUUUUAUCCACUGGUAAGCAAUUAUUUGGCAUUGGGAAAAGGAGCCUUUAAACUUUGUUAUGAAAUUAAAUUAGGCCAGGGAGCCCAGCAUUUGGAAUGGGCACCUACUCCUGCAUUUAUAAAGCAAUAAUACACUAAACAGGGUAGAGGCCGCUUGACUGUAUUGCAAACCAUAGCUUCCCAGCGUCCACUAGAGGGUGUGUUAGGUGAUGGUGAAAUAGCAAGUCAGGCCAGGGGUGGGAACAGAGAUGAGAGGGAAGAGAAGUUAUUGGACUCAGACCAGCAUCCCCUACUGGAAUGUCAGGCUUUGCCAAGCUAGUCCAAGCCUUGCAAGGGAGAGAAGAGUGUGUUGCUAGAGCAGCAUUAGCAAAAAAUGUAUUCACUCCGUCUGAUAACAAACUGAUUCAUUUAGCGUAUGCAGUGCAUGGCUCAGUUUGCUGCUGGUGCUCAUGAGCCCGCUUUUUCUCUUGCAAUAUGUCUCUGUUGCUAAGCAGUCACAAAUCCUACAGGCAGGUGCAAAUUCCCACCUGGCAAAGGCCUGUUACCUUGUGCAAAUGGGUAAUAUCCUUUCACUGUUGACGGAUCCCAAACACAGUCGUGCUGUUAUUAACGUGAGCAGGGCGUGUUUGAGUCCCGGUUUUAAAGCUUUGUGCUUUAUGUCGUUGGUGGAUGGGUAACUGGGCUGUGUACUCUUAUGGCCUUCAAAGGGAAAAACAGGAUCAUGUUAAGAGCUGUGCUUCCUGCAACUCUCUGCAUAGCAUGCAGAGCCUGUUUUGGCACUGGGGAGGAGCAUGUUGCAGACCCACGUGUAUAGUGUUUAAAAACACUGAGCAUUUACACGAGCUGAUUGGAGACAGCACUUUGCUGCAGAAGUGAUGGAUCUGUCUGACUGACGUGUCCACCUGGCUCUUGUGCCGGAAUUCUUCCGAACCAGGGCCAUUGGGUAAACAGUAAGAGGAUGUCUGCAAAGUGUAAACAGAAAUAAAGUGGAAAGUAAGGUUGGUUUGGUGGCAUGAUAAUGACAAAACUUGGGGAGAGGAGCCGGCUGGGCCAAGACAAGGAGUUAGUUCCACAGUUGUUUCUGGUGGUGUUUCAGUGUAAGUGUUGCUUUGCCUGUUUCUGGCAGUAGCCAGCAAGCAGCAUUGGAGAGAAUGGGAAUGAAAUGCACCUGCAAAGCUUGAUGGGAAAGAACUGUUUGUCUCUAGCAUGUUUCAGAUGUUGUGCAAAGGGGGGGAGCAAAUUAAAAGCCUAGGUUCAUUUAGCAGCACCCAACGGUGCCUCUACCCUAAUAACACAUGUACUGUUUUUCAGCAACAACCAGCAAUCUGCAGCUGCAGCAAUGUUAAGCCACUGGCAGAGGCAUUUCUGACCUCUUGACCACUGUGUCAUGCAUGAUAGGCAAGGUGCCUGAACCCUGGCUAUACUAGUGCUGAUACCAUUGCUCCCACCAGUGCAGCUGCGGGAGUUGCUGUAAUACUUCACUUAAUUUUUCUAGUCAAGGUCAGGAAGUGAUGACAAGCGUUCUAAAAUUUGUGCUGUGUGGCUGAAUCAGGUGCAGCAGGCUUUGUCCUUAGAGGUGUUUCAAUCACUGGCUGAAAUUGUCAGUGGUGCCUGAGGCAUUAUCAUUAAUGGCAGUUAAGCAUCCAGAUUCCCCUAAGUGACUAAAAAUCCCUUUCUCUGAAAUUUAAAUACUACAGCCUCUAUAAGAAAUUGAUAAUCUGAGUUUAAAUGGGAGAAUAACCGAAAGGAUUGCGUCAGCACUGAAGGUGAAGGCAAAGUGAAGUGUAGUGGAAUAUCAAGGAGUUUCCAGGCCCGUGCACGACUUUAAAAUGUGACUAAUUCCCUCGGGGCAAGUGGCGAAUGUGCCUUUGAAAAUCUUGCCUUAGCUCUCUAUCUUUUGAAUAAUCAGUGAUGGAUGUGUACGUCCAUGAAAUUACAUUUCUUACCUAAAACGUGCCAUAGAAAUCUGCUGCUUCCUGUGUCAGACUGCAGCUCUGAUUUUCCCUGGUUUACAAAUAAACCAGGCUGUGUUUACCAUUAGCAUUAUCAUUUAAAUGACCUCUCCCAAGAGGCUGUCCCAUUCAUAUCAGUAACACUUUUGAAACAUAUUCAGGUAUCUUUAAACACUGCUGUGCAACUUCCUUGUUCAGUUUUACAUAUUCUGAUUUCAUGAAUAGUCAUCUAAGGCAGGAAUAAAAAAACAAACGUCUGCAUUAUUUUUCCAUGUCAGGUUCCACUGUCAGGUUUAUUAAGCCCCAGAUUUAGCUUGCUUUGUAUAAACCCUUCUUGAAAAACUCAGAUACCCACGUCCCCCCCCAUGAAUAUGUAUUUUCAUUAUUUUUGUAUUGUAGGGAAAUGUAUUUAUUUAAACCUUCCCUGUUGGGUUUGGAUUUCAUACACCACCAUUGAACAGAGCACGAGAAACUGUGAAAUGGAUUUAAAAAAAAGUGAAACUGGCCAGUCUAGUUUCAGGCAAUCGUAGUGAAAUACAGAAAAUAAUGGUAUAAAUGGGGAAAGGUAAAUUUUAAAUUAUUAAAUCUGAAAAAGUUUAAAAACCUACCUUGGACAAAGACCGUUUUUGAUAGUGAUUUUUUUUUUAAUCUGAUCAUGUCACUGCAGCAGUUCCUAAGUUUUUGUUCUGCUUAGUAAAAAUUGUACAUUGCGAGGUGCAUAAAGCCAGCAGAGGGGUGGGGAUGGGGAGCCUGUUUUUAGCCAGAUGUCUAGGGCAUUCAGUACAAAUGGGACUUUGUACCUCCCAUGAUGCUAUACCCCUUAGGGUUUUCACAUACACGGGAGCUCUCUGGGUUACUGUGAAGCUUUUAUUUAAUAGUUUUAUAUCCUGCAAAUCAGUAUGUGAACACACCUACCACACUUAACGGGGUGGGAGUGAUUGGCAAGAGCCAAGUCCAGUUUGUAUUUGAAGCCAGAUAUUAUGUAAGCUUCACAUUAAACAAAGUGUUGACAAGGAAAUGCUCAUUGAGCUUACAGCUCUGAGUUCACAAAAAGGUUUGAAACAUUCCACUACUCUCUCUCUCUGCUGAGGAAUCCUCUCCUCUCCCCCCAGAACCCUUUCAAGUCUGCUGCAAUAUAAAUUUGAAGCACCCUCAAGUUCAUGGUGACUCACAUCACAGGCUUACUCUGUUAAAAUGCAGUGGUAGGAUUCAGUUAACAUAGUGUGCUGUCUGGUUACACUCAAAAUACAGGCUUAGGGCACAAUUUGUCUUGUAUCUGCCACAGUGGAGCUAGAUAUUUGGUGUGAUGCACUUCUGUUCUUCCUAAGCAUUAGGAACAUCCAUGUGGGGGUUCUCUGCCUGUAGGGAAAGCAGCAUGUCUGAGCUGAAAAUCAGCUGAGUGGCAUAGAGAGUGGAGUUAUGCAAUAAUCAUACAAUGCCACUUACCGAAGAAGCAUUCCCUUUGGCUUUAUUGAGUCACCUCCCUUGGCACCACAUGACUUGCAAAGGAUUCUGGGGCUACAGCUUCAGCAGGACAACUGAAUCAGGGAAGUGUUUUUAAAUUGAACGGGGACAUGUUUUCUCCUCUCAAUUAUAAUUUGUUUCUUUUAUGCUUGUGUGUGUAAAGUUGCUGAUUGAUUUUUAGACUGGGCAACACAAUAUGAGAAUCAAUCUUUCUCUUGGAGGAAAACGGGGACGUAUGGACUUGCCCACAGCCUUUUUUAAAACAUGAGUUGGCAAGAGUAGGAUGUGUUGGUUCUGUCCCUGAGCGUUCCAAUUGUACUGUGAUUCCUCACUUUGAGCUGUGCGUAAGAUGAGUGACAAGAGAAGGAAACAAGGUAGGAGCGAUUUUUAUUGAAAUUGAAAGCAAGCUAUUCUAAACAGCGCUUUGUGGGGGAAGAGUGAAAACAAGGCCCAGGUUCCCCCCCCCCUCGCUUUGGCAUCUCAGCCUGUAUUCAAUCUGGAAUUGUCCCCAUGGAGGGCUCUCUUCCCCCACUUUCUCUUGACCAAAUCUCCCAUUUCCCAACCUCACCCCCAUCUUUUCUACAGAAGGCUGUGAAUGUGAGCCUCAGUCUCAGGCUAUGGGGCUACUGGCUUUUUUUUUUUCCUUUGUAAAUGUGUCCGGUAACCUUGCGUCUUGCAUCAAACGUUGUCCUAUGCAGUCGCAUGGUAACACUGAGGAAGAAUAGCUCUGACUGAGCAAUCUCGACCCAUGCAGAGUGAUGAAUGGGUGCGUUCCCAAGGAGAAUGGAGCAUUUAGUUACUAAAGUAAUUUAAACUUACUAUAAGUGGCUUUUUAUUGCAAUUUGCUAAUCAAAUUUGAUUCAUAAUAUACUAAACUGACAAUCAAUUUCUAAAAUACAGAAACCCCUUAGACGGGGAGGAUUGAAUAUGUUUUCAAUAGAAAAGAACUGGGGUAACUUUGUCCUUAGAAAAACAACAGAGAAAACAGUUUUUGUGGUGGUUGUUUUCUGACGCAAUCACUCCAUCCACUGAGUUGCAUCACGCUGCAGAAGAUGUACAGGACAGUAACUACCUCCCUCUGUCUGAGUGCUGAGGUUGCCAUGCUACACAUGUUGCUAUUUACAAAGCUUUUAUGUAGAACAGUGGUUCUCAAACUUUUUUCAUUUGCAGACCCCUAAAAAAUUCCAAAUGGAGAUGUGGACCCCUUUGGGAAUCCAUUAUCUGUACAUGUAGUUUAAUACUGUUCAAAGUCUUCUGUAGACCCCUUAGACAUAGUCUGUGGCCCCCCCAGGGGUCCACAGACCAUAGGUUGAGAACCACUGAUGUAGAACACAGAUUUAAUUUUGCCCCACCUGUGUUUUUAAAAUGCAGGUCUGCUCUGUUAAGUGACUCUGUGAAAAUGGCAUCUGGGGUUGGGUGUUCAUUCUAACAGACUCCAGCUUUGGGUUACAAGCCAGAUCUUUUUUCUGACAGCCAGCCCUACAAACUACCUUUCAGUUCUGAAAGUAAAGCUGGGUGCUUUCUGGCUUGUUCAUGCUCUAAUAAUGAAGGCCAAAGGCCUGUGUUAAACCUGUAAGACUGUGGACUUAACUCAGUUCCAGCUACAGGAAGUUAACAAUCCUAGUACAGUAGGGGAAGACUCCAGCUCCCUCCCUCUCCUGAAGAGUUGUCGGUGCAGAGCUGACAGGUGCGAAAAGCAAUAAAUACCUUAUUUUAGUCACUAGGCAGCAGAUCUGACUCUGAAUAGACAGGGGAGAAACAGACCCGCUAAGUAAAAAGGUGCCAUUUUUACAAAGUCCCUUUUCAAAUGAGAACAGCACUUUACCUAGGUUACGUUAAGGAAGAAAAACCCCAUGCCUGAAAAAAUGCACUUUAAAUCUUAAAAUGAGUGUGGCUGUUGCUGGCUUUGUAGCCACUUGUACACGCAGCUGGAUUGUUUUAGCAAGAGUGUUUUGGAGGGAGUGAUGUUGCUAAACCUUUGGCUGCUGCCAUUGCCUGCUGCAGCCUCAUAAGCAAAUGCAGCUCUACCUCCUACCUCAGCAUCCCCUCCUUGUGCAAGACUGUGGCCCCGGCUACACUAAAAAACCCAGGAGAUUACCCACCGCAGCCACAGUGGGUGUAGCUCCGCCUGGCAAUAGCAUUCUCUGAAUGGGCACAAAUUGAUCUGUGUGAAUGCUUUUAUAAGUGAGCCUAAAAAAAAUUGCCCUCAGCUGUAGAGUGUGUUUUAACACCCAUUUCUAAUAGGUCAGAAGUUACACCAGUUAUAGUACAGCAGAUGGACCAUCAACACGCCCCAGGCUUAACUCUGUUAUAACAGGACUGAGCCACAACAGAGCUGUUACUGGGGUUUUUUUUAGUGUAGAUGGGGCCCUAGUCAGUUCUGUGGUUUUAAAGUCCAAAUGUUAUUCAUGUCUCACAUGGACCCUGCUUUUGCCUCAUGUUUAGAGUAACCAAAAAUAUAAUAAUUGGGACAUCUCUUUAAAAUGCUGACCUAUGAAGCUAAAGCUGGUGUAUGACACCUGUCCUAACCAUUGAGACUUUUUUCACAGGUAAGAAGUUUCAUGGUGUACUAAUUUCUUUAAUUUUUUUUUUUUUUUUUUUUUUUGGCGUGGGGCAUUGUUAGAGUCCUUAUUUUAAAAAGGUGACGUUCACACUGAGUCUGCAGUAGGUUGAAGUGGGGCCCUGCUAUGUGUAAUUUGGUAAGAUCAGAACUGGUCUUAAAUGAUUUUACAAGCUUCUCCCAAACUGGUCCUCUCACCUUCCUUUCCUCUCAGUGAUCCAGGCACACACCAGCACUUAGUGAGGGCUGGCUGGUAGCCUACACUGAUUGUUGAUGGUGCUGACAGGGAAGGGAAGCAAGAGGACCAGGGUUUGAGGCAUAAGGGGGAAGAUAAACAAUUGUACAAAACAUUUAAAUCAGUUUAGAAAAAGCUCUCAGCAUACAGCUUUAAGAACAAUGUGAAUGAAAACGUAGCAACUUGGUUAGGAAUCUUUGAAAAUUCUAUAAAUGUAUACUUGAAAUUCUGUUUGUAUUAAAAACAAAUUGCAUUUUCUUCUUUCUUUUAACACUGUAAAAGAACAUUAUGCAUGUGAGUGGUUUGAAAAUUAAAUGGUUUAAUACUCA
Molecule: messenger RNA, 20957 nt
Organism: Chelonia mydas (Green sea turtle)
Lineage: Eukaryota; Metazoa; Chordata; Testudines; Cheloniidae
Gene: ZBTB37
Product: zinc finger and BTB domain containing 37
Exons: 4
Coding region: 34-1722 (562 amino acids)
Biological process (GO): regulation of transcription by RNA polymerase II
Molecular function (GO): RNA polymerase II cis-regulatory region sequence-specific DNA binding; DNA-binding transcription factor activity, RNA polymerase II-specific; protein binding
Source: RefSeq, a predicted model, not a curated record